This is a messenger RNA of Aspergillus aculeatinus CBS 121060, 1364 nucleotides long. RefSeq lists its product as uncharacterized. The record is from RefSeq and is a predicted model, not a curated record. NCBI's taxonomy places the organism in Eukaryota, Fungi, Ascomycota, Eurotiomycetes, Eurotiales, Aspergillaceae. The coding region runs from base 7 to 1230 and encodes 407 amino acids. The transcript has 4 exons.
GGCUUCAUGGCUGACGAGUUCGUCAUUGAGGCUUUUACCCUCCUGGCCAUUGCCAUUCUGACCAUUGCCUGCCGCAUCGCGGCCCGGUGGAUUACGGCGGGGCCUAAGAACUUCGCAUUGGAUGAUUAUUUGAUGCCGGUUGCAGGGGUAGUGUACGCCCUCGAAACCGGCGCCGCCUACUGCGUCAGCGCCUGGUGGCACGGCCUCGCCAACAACGCGAUGACCGCCGCCCAGCGCGCGGCGCUCUCGCCGCAGUCCGAAGAGUACCGGCUCCGCGUCGGGGGCUCCAAGACCCAGGUGCUGGGAUGGUCGCUGUACACCACUUUGCUGUGGUUGCUCAAGACGUGCAUGGCGGUGUUCUAUGCGAGACUGACGUACGUACGUCUCUGCGUUUCUUGGUUGGACGGGAUGAUUGGUGUCUCGUCUUUUGGCUGUUCGAUUGACCCCCCACAAUCUAGGGCUGGGCUGUACAACAUGGCCCGUCGCAUCCGCCUCGCCUACGUCUUCAUCGCCGGCACCUACCUCGCGGUCAUCCUGAGUAUCCUGCUGGGGUGUCGUCCGCUCCACAGGAACUGGCAGAUCCACCCGGAUCCCGGGAACUAUUGCCAGCCGGCCGUCUCGCAGAUCGAUGUGUAUGUCACGGUGACGCUGAAUGUGGUGACGGAUGUGUAUUUGAUUUCGAUUCCGUUCCCUAUCCUCUUCAAAGCCCGUCUCCCAUGGCGAGAGAAACUCGAAUUGGUGGUGUUGUUCAGCGGCGGGCUAUUCGUCAUGGCGGCGGGGAUUCUGCGGUGUGUGUUGAUUGUCACGGCCGGCGCAAACGGCGCCUCGCAAGCCGGCAGCUGGGCCUGCCGCGAGACCUUCGUCGCCGUCCUCAUCGGCAACCUCCCCAUGAUCUACCCCGUGUGUCGCCGGAUGGUGAAACGGGCGGGCAGCUACUGGUCAUCCCACAGCUUCAACGCGAAGGGCGGAAGCACGACGACUGGGCCGGGGCCCGGGGGGUCCGGGUAUCCCCUUUCGGCAGGAGAGCAUCCGAGCCUCAGUGCGCAUUCGCAGUCCCGGAAGAAGAAGUUCCGGCACCCCUUGUCGUUGCCGGAUACGCAGUGGACGCAGUUGGCGACGGUCAGUGAUGAGCAGAUCAUGCUGGCGGCGGUGGAUGCGGAGGGUCGGCGGACGACGGGGGCAGAAGGGGGGAUUCAUGUCGUCCAGGAGUUGAUUAUUACGAGCAAUUGAGCUGGGUCGUCUUGGUGGCCGGGGCCGGGGGGGAGUUGGCAGGUCCACGGUGUUUUGAUUCCACUCCGGGAUGGUUGUUAUGAUCUUCUAUAGAUUGUUGGUUCUGGGUUUGUAGAUGGGUUACUUAUGUCUUC